AUGGCGCGUUCCUUACCUCCGUAUUCAUCCCUCUCUGCCAACACCAUAUUUUUUCUCAACUCCAAACUCAGCUCCGAACAAGACUUAGAUGUAGCCCCGACUCUACUCUCGGAGCUACGGACCGAGUGCGAUGAUCUCGACCAAUCCCUCUCCGAUCUCAACGCCCAGAUCCAAUCACACCUGACCCGACACACCUCCCAAUCGGGUCGGGUGGGAUCCCUUUUCUCCAAUAUCCAUGCCCAGUUGCAUGGCCUCCUGCAGUCUACCUCUCACUCUCCAUCUGAUGGGGUGUCGAGGAGGGGAAUGGGGGACGAAUUACAGGCUUUGGCGAAAGAGGUGGCGAGGGUGGAAACUGUGCGAAAAUAUGCUGAGACGGCAUUAAAGCUUGACACUUUAGUUGGUGACAUUGAGGAUGCUGUAUCUUCCACCCUGAGGAGGCAUGCAUUGAAAAAUAAUUCAGAAGAUACACGGGAAAAGGCUAUAAGAACUCUUAAAUUGACAGAAGAUGUUCUUAUUUCAGUAACAAAGACGCAUCCUCAGUGGGAACGACUUGUUUCAGCUGUUGAUCACCGAGUCGAUAGAGCUUUAGCCAUUUUAAGACCUCAAGCUAUUGCAGAUCAUCGGGCCCUUCUUGCUUCUCUUGGAUGGCCACCGCUUUUAUCGACUUUGAGUUCAUCAAAUCAAGAUGAAAAGCGAUCAAAUGAUGUCCAAAAUCCUCUUUUCACUAUGCAAGGAGACCUCAAGCACCAAUACUGUGAAAGUUUCCUCACAUUGUGCGGUCUACAAGAAUUGCAAAGACAAAGAAAAAUUCGUCAACUUGUGGGGCGUUAUAGCGAAGUUGCUCUGCAUCAACCACUUUGGGCUAUUGAAGAGCUUGUGAAUCCUUUAUUCAUUGAAGCUCAGCGCCACUUCUCAAAGUGGAUUGAUAAGCCAGAGUUCAUAUUUGCCCUUGUAUAUAAGAUUACUCGAGAUUAUGUUGACUCUAUGGAUGAGUUAUUGCAGCCACUUCUUGACAAAGCAAUGCUAUCUGGCUACAGUUGCAGAGAAGAAUGGAUCUCAGCAAUUGUAUCUUCCCUAUCAACUUAUCUUGCAAAAGAGAUAUUCCCCACACAUGUGAGUCAGCUUAAUGACGAGAGCGUUACUGGGACUGAAUCACAGGCUAGAUUAGCUUGGCUACAUCUCAUUGAUUUGAUGAUUGCAUUUGAUAAGCGAAUUCAAUCUCUGGUAGUAUAUUCAGGACUGUCACUUUUCCUCGAUGAAGAUGGAAAUCUAUUGAAAAUAUCUUCAUUAUCAGUAUUUUGUGAUAGACCCGACUGGCUUGAUUUAUGGGCUGAAAUAGAGCUUACUGAUGUGCUAGAUAAAUUAAAACUUGAAAUGGCAAAUGACAUUAAUUGGUCAAAUGAAGGUCAGGUAGCUUCUAUUCUAUCUGCACAGGAAGAUCAUAAAUCUCCUUUGAUUUCCGGUGCUUUCCUUCGGUAUCUAUCAUUGGUAGUUGACCGUUGUCGAUCAAUUCCCAGCAUCUCAUUGAGUUCAAGGUUUAUAAGGUUGACAGGUGCACCUAUGAUAUGGAAGUUGUUGGAUUGUUUACUGCUGAGGUGCCAAGAAGCCGAGGGACUGACAGCUCUAGCAGAUGACACUGCUCUAACUAAAGUUGCGAAGUCUGUUAAUGCUGCUCGCUUCUUUGAGUCUGUUCUUGUAGAAUGGUGUGAGGAUGUCUUCUUUCUGGAGAUGGGACUGAGCCAAGCUGAUCAAUUGGAAACACCCGAUGAAAAUAUUAGUAUAAGCAGAAGGUCUGUGGAAGCACCUGGAAACAGUAUUUUCGAUGAAGAAAUCAGAAAGCUUGAGCAAUUUAGAACAGAAUGGGUUGAGAAGUUAUCAACUGUUGUUUUGAGGGGAUUUGAUGCACGUCUCCGAGAUUACAUGAAGAACAAAAAGCAAUGGCAGGAGAAGAGGGAAGAAGGGUGGACAGUGUCCAGAUCUUUUAUUGGGGCACUAGAUUAUUUGCAGGGGAAAAUGUCAGUACUAGAAGAAGGUUUAAAUAAAAAUGAUUUUACUGGGGUCUGGAGAAGUUUGGCGACGGGGAUAGAUAGAAUGAUUUUUAAUGGUAUUUUGAUGAGCAACGCGAAGUUUUACGAUGGGGGAGUUGAGAGACUUGGGAAUGAUUUGGCAGUUCUCUUUGGGGCUUUUGGAGCUUGGUGUCUGAGACCAGAAGGUUUCUUCCCGAAAGUUAGCGAGGGAUUAAAGUUGUUGAGACUGGCGAAAACACAGCUAAAGAAUAAUUUGGUGGGAGAUGAAAGAUGGUUAAAAGAGAAUGGGAUAAGGCAUUUGAGUCCAACUCAGGUUGAACAAAUUGCGAAGAACAGAGUAUACAUCAGUUGA
Fraxinus pennsylvanica is the source of this 2379-nucleotide messenger RNA. The record is from the annotation of a GenBank genome assembly. Lineage: Eukaryota; Viridiplantae; Streptophyta; Magnoliopsida; Lamiales; Oleaceae.